Centropristis striata (black sea bass) is the source of this 1008-nucleotide messenger RNA. It is a transcript of the gene bola3, whose product is annotated as bolA family member 3. The record is from RefSeq and is a predicted model, not a curated record. The transcript is spliced from 4 exons. The coding region runs from base 123 to 464 and encodes 113 amino acids. Lineage: Eukaryota; Metazoa; Chordata; Actinopteri; Perciformes; Serranidae.
GAAGUACCCGGAUAGUGACGUCAUAUUAACGAGACGACGCUCUAUCUGAGGACAUGACUUGUUAAACAACCCGUGUGGAUUUUAUAAUCGUCCCAUUACUAAACUGACGUAACAUUUUCACCAUGUUUGCUAGUAAACGGAGUUUAUCCAGCGCUGUGGUUUCUGCUCUGCGGGUUCUCCGCACUAAUCAGGUUGUUGUGUCCGGUCAGAGAUGUCUGUCCACACAAACAGAGGGAGAGACCCGCAUCGUUAACGUACUAAAGGAGAAGUUUCCGUUAGCCUCGUCGCUCAAAGUUGUUGACAUAUCAGGUGGUUGCGGAGCCAUGUAUGAGAUCCACAUAGAGUCCUGUGAGUUCAAAGGAAAAAGGACCAUCCAACAACACCAAUUAGUCAAUCAGGCACUCAAGGAAGAAAUUCAAGGAAUGCACGGUCUGCGAAUAUUCACUGAUGUUCCAAAACAAUAGAGAAAGUCCUUCCAUUGUUGACCCAAGACUUUUCCCUUUGUUCACCCUAUCUAUUCUGAAUGUACAGUUUUAAAUAUGAUAUUGCGUAGUAAAUCAAUCCCAUCUCUGACAGUUAUAUAUGAACAGUGGGGAAUGUGUAAUAAAUGUAAGAAGUUCCCACUGUCAAAGUUAUCUUUUUUUUUUUUAACGAGUGGGAUAUCUUCUACUCUGAGAUUGUAUAUAAAACUGGUGAAGGCUACAAUGCGCACAAAAUGACUUUGCAAAAUGCUUGUAAGUCAUGUAGGUUUAUGCCCAGUUUGGGGUCUUCUCAGGGUUGAUAAUGAGGCUGGUAAUAAAUACAACUGUCCUGAACUGGGGUCUGCUACAGAUCCUUGUUCAUGGAGCAAUAUGUAUAUGAAACUGAUCACAAUUAGUGUGACUGUCCCAUGACUGUUGAUCAAUUUUAAAUUGAUUACUUAUCGUAGGAUUGUACAUGGACGAUGUAUUCACUCAACCUAUGCAUUGAUAGUGCACGUCGCAAUAAAAAACAGCUUUCCUCCACACA